Molecule: messenger RNA, 509 nt
Organism: Dermacentor albipictus
Lineage: Eukaryota; Metazoa; Arthropoda; Arachnida; Ixodida; Ixodidae
Product: antimicrobial peptide microplusin-like
Source: RefSeq, a predicted model, not a curated record
CUGUAGAGACACUUUCCUGGCAACGCCAAGGGCAAAGUGCACUAGCCCAUCUAUAAAAGUCUCAGUUGGUUAGGCAACGGUGCAGUUGGGUAUAGCGAGCUCUUGCACCAAAGGCUACAGCGCCAAAAUGAAGGUUCUGGUUGUGUUCCUGGCGUGCGCCAUUCUUACGGCUUCAGCUGGACAUCUGGAGCUAUGCGGCUACAACACGGAAGAGCUGUCCAUAGUGACAACCUGCAUUCAGCUGAAGGCCUCUGUUGGGCUCAAGGCCAGUCUGCUCAGAAUAAGGCUUCAGCUCAACUGCCUGAAUGACGUGUGCAUGAUCCAAACGCUGUGUGGACAGGGAGAGCUGGUGGACGUGCUCCCACAGUACCUCUCGGACGAAGAAAUCGUAGAGCUUCAUGACAUCGCUGAAGAAUGCAAACCAUGAUUUUUGCAAGAGGAAACAGGCAGUGUUGCUUGACUCGAGGAAAGCAUGAAUCGAAUAAAAAGAUGAUCAGAAUUGAAUUGAA